GCAUCAACUAACGAGCAGCUAGGCGCGCUAUCAGUGUUUGGAGUGUUUGAAGCUUUGCCCCGAGAUCGCCUUAGAAUCUCACAUCAACUAGUGGACCUUCUGUUCCUCUUCCACCUCCUUAAAGUUCCUUCCGGAAAGGAUUUCAUAUCGUGCGGUGUAGUAGCACCUAGAAGAGAGAGAUAGAGAGAGAAAAGGGGAACCAAGUCCACAACUGAUCAGCAUGGUGCGACUUCAUCUCGUGUGCGGUGUGUUCCUGUUUGCGUUCCUCAGCUGGGCCCACGGACAACCGGUCAAGGAUCAGGAGCUAGAGGAAGCGAUGAUGACCAAGCUACAGGACCUGCAGCGGCUUCGAGAUGCCUCAGGUUCAGCGAAGGCGAACGACGAGAAGAUGCAGCUAGUAGGUGCGGCAGCUGGGGGUGCGGAUAGUGGGGCUAGCCUUCGGCCAGCAUUCCCCAUGGUAGCCUCAGCCGGUGGUGGGUACAAGACGAAACGAUCGCUCAACAAUUCGGACCGCCGGACGUUGCUGUACAACUACUAUUCGCGCGGAUUGGCCCCGAUGUACGAGAAGCGUAACUUUGACGAGAUCGAUCGCUUCGCCCGGUUCAACGGUAAACGCAACCUGGACUACGAACCAUCGUACACCAUGGAUCACGGGUACAGUGGCCGCAUGAGCAAGCGUAACUUUGAUGAAAUCGAUCGGUUCAAUGCUGGUUUCAACUAUCGCCUGAACGGUGACGAGGUGGCCGCGAUCGGCAAGCGGAACUUUGACGAGAUCGACCGGUUCGGACGGUUCUCCUUCAACAAGCGCUUCUUCCCGGAGGUGAACGAGCUGAGCGUUCCGGCCCGGAACGGUCUGAAGCACGAUCUGUCCGAGGAUAUGGCCGUCAUCAACGAGUACUCGCAGUAAGCAGGGUGCCCCUGCCCAGUCCAGCCCAGCCCCUGCUCGUUGUUCGUAUCGUCCCGCCCGUGCGCCACGUGGGCAACAUGUCAGCAAUCAUCAAUUAGAUUCAAGAAAACGCACGCUGCACCGCUACACUACGUGUUACUACACAGACACACGCCGACUAAGCUACUACCCACUGCACUGCAUUAUCCUGCUGGAUAUACGUCGGAUUAGGAGCGAGGUUUAUCGUUUGUUUCCAUGUUGUGUGCGUCUGUGUGUUUCCAAACCGAGACUGUAGCUCCCCUGUAUAUGUAUGAACUAUGGAAUAAACCAGUGAACUGCUGAAAUUGAUAACGACAGAUUACCGGUGCAUAUGGAGUGACUUGAAUGCGAGUGUAGGACCGCAGGCAAAUAACAAAAAGGCAUCAUUAUGGAAAUGGAGGAGGGAAGGGAAGCGGGAUUCACGAAUAAACCAAUCGCCAAACGCCGCAUCUGAUGCGCUGACUGUAGCUGUUGCCGUACUAAUGUUUGCAGAUUUUUCCAAAAUGGUGUUACUUCUAUGUUUUAAGCAAGAAUUGUACAUUUAUCCAGGAUUUGUGUACUUCUAAUGAUUGUACAUCUAAUGUAAUGAUUUAAAGUAAACGAGAUAAUGCUUCAAGCGUUCGCAUUCUAUCAACUUAUUAAGCUUGUGUUAAUGAACAAUCU
Messenger RNA from Anopheles aquasalis, 1588 nucleotides. RefSeq lists its product as uncharacterized. Lineage: Eukaryota; Metazoa; Arthropoda; Insecta; Diptera; Culicidae. The record is from RefSeq and is a predicted model, not a curated record.